AUGAUAAAUAUUGGGAAGCAUCGUAUAUCUUCCCUAUCAUAUACGUUUCGAGGGACUAUCCAACAUGUACGAUCAUAUUCUAAAAUUGAUUUAAAUGAAUUGCAUACCAAACAAAUCCCAAGCCAUAAACGAAUAAGACGAGAUCCAAUCAUUGAUUUACCAAAACAUGAUACGGUAGAGUUAUCAUGUCGACAAUAUAAACCAUCGAAAUCAUUUGAAGCAGAUCCAAAUUUGGAGCCGAUAGUAAUGUUACAUGGAUUUCUUGGAUCGAAACAGAAUUUCGGUACCGUUGGUAAUAAAAUCACUAAAUUAACUCAUCAUCCUGCCUUUGGAGUUGAUUUACGAAAUCAUGGUGAUACGCCUCAUGCGUCACCUCAUGAUUAUGGUCAUUUGGCUCAGGAUGUGAUUCGAUUCUUAUCGGAGAAGAAUUGGAAAGAUGUGAUUUUGAUGGGUCAUUCAAUGGGAGCUAAAACUGCUAUGAUGGUUGCAUUAUUACGACCUGAUUUAGUAUCGAAAUUGAUUGUGAUUGAUAAUAGUCCUGUUUCAAGUGAAUUGGAUGAUAGUUUCCGUCAACAUUUAUAUGGAAUGUGUGAAGUUGAACAUGAAUUCCCUGAGUUUAAGGAUUAUAAACCUGCUUUACAAACUCUGGUAAUUGAUAAUAUCUUGAAUCAAUAUACUGAAAAAGAUCAAAAGAUUAAUUUCUUUUUAAAAUCGAAUAUAGAUAAGAAACAUAGUAAUACGAGAGGUAGUUUGUUUAGAGUUCCUGUAUUGAAUUUGAUUAAAGAAAAUGUGAUUGAAAAGAUGGGUCAAUGGCCAUUAGAACAAGUAUCAGGAUUAAAGUUUACUAAACCAGUAUUGGUAAUGGCCGCUAAACAUUCAAAUUUCGUACAACCCCAGUAUAAACCAUUAUUUGAGGAGUAUUUCACAGAUUUGACAUAUCAUGAGUUUGAUUGUGGCCAUUGGAUAGUGACUGAUAAGCCUGAUGAAUUCAUAAAAGAAACUGUUAACUUUAUAGAUCAUUAA
Molecule: messenger RNA, 1023 nt
Organism: Scheffersomyces coipomensis
Lineage: Eukaryota; Fungi; Ascomycota; Pichiomycetes; Serinales; Debaryomycetaceae
Product: putative hydrolase
Exons: 1
Coding region: 1-1023 (340 amino acids)
Cellular component (GO): mitochondrion
Molecular function (GO): carboxylic ester hydrolase activity
Source: RefSeq, a predicted model, not a curated record